AUGGACAUAGAAGAAGAAGAAAUCUUAGACUUUGAAGAGGCAAUCGAUUUUAACUUCUCUGAUAACCCGGACGCUCUCAACACAGAGUUAUUAGAUGAGAGCAUGCUCGACCUCGAUGGUACCAUGGACUUUAACAUCGACGAGCCUCUUGAAAAACUGGAUAAAACUGCUAUAACACCUCCGCCAGAGGAUGAUCCAGAUGAGCUCAAACUAGGGCUCGACGAUGAAUUUGACCCCGAUUUCUUUAAGGAGUUCGGUAGUGGCGACAUUAACGAAAAUGAUGGGAACUUGGCAGAUGAUGAAUUCUGGAAAGAGUUUGGGUUGGAUUCGACCCAAGACAUUGAUAUUUUAGAUAAUGAUAAAUCUGAUACCAACAACACUGAAAAAGUUGAAAAGUCUGAAACUGACGAUAUCGAAGUUAAGUCUUCUCAAAAAGACGACAUCAAAAAACACGGUGAAGUGACUGUUCCUAAGGAAGAAGAAUCUAAAGAAACUAAAAAAUCAGAUUCCCUAAGUGUCAGUAAAUCAAUUCCAAGUACAAAAUCACCGGAAAAAGAAGAUGGAGAAAUUCCUACUGCUACUACGACCUCAGAUAAUCGUCAACAACAACAGAAAAAACAGCCAACACAAUCACAGCCACAAAGCGGUCCGGUGCAGAAGUCUACGCAGCAGCAACGUUCCUCUAAUCAGCGUCAGACAUCACAACAACAAUCAAACCACACACAACAAUCUAACCAAAAUUUCAGGAGAAGUGGUAUACGAAGAAAUAAUGAUUGGCGUCCGGGAAAUACCGGUGGAGAAUUUUUCAAUGGCACAUUUCGAACUGGUUUUGGUCCAGGAAUGGAAGGAAUGCCUGGCAUGCCCAUGGGGCAGAUUCCGAUGGGAAAUCCUAUGAUACCAAAUUUGCCCGGUCCUAUAAUUGGACCAAAUAUCCACGUUAAUCCAAACUUUGCAAGAUUACGACCACACGCAUUUUCAUUUACUAAUCCAGUGACACAAUUUCAGCCUAUUGGUUCUGGUGGUCCUCAUAUGAAUAUGAUGCCUUAUCAAAACCAAAUGGAUAUUCCACCUUUUCAUCCACCAAUGGGACCAAUGGUGGGAGGACGAAGUGGAAACAAUAAUUCAUUUUCUAGGGGUGGUUCAACAUUUAAUCAUCAUGCUAUUUCUUCACUUUCAAAACGUAAAACACCAGCUGAUGGUUUUGAACAAAAAGAACCAGCUAAUAAGAGAAAUGCUACCAAUGGCAAAUCUGUAGUUCAGGAUAAUAAGGAUAAUAAUAAAUCUAAUGCAUCUAAUACAGUGGAUCGUACCAAUAAAACUGCAAAUACUGCUUCCGAGAAAACUUUAAAAUCAGGAAUUCCUACGCUUGCAACUAAUAAAGAAACAUCAUUAAGUUCCAUUAAGACUAAGUCCAAUUCUAACCUCGCGGCUUCUGGAUCAGCUUCUAAUUCCAAACCAACUUCUGCCAAAUCGGUACUCAAACAAGUUCAAAGGACCGUCAAAAAUAAUCCGAUUAAAUCUCAAACAAUCGUUACGAAGCGUGAACUUCAAAGUUUAGCCAGUGCAGUUCCUGGAGGAUUUUCGUUGAUCACACUUGAACGAGUCGACAACUCAGCAGAGAUUACUUUCAAGACGCUCGAUGGAGUCAACUUGGAGGAUCAAAUGUCGUCAUCAACUUUUCUUAAACUAUGUUGA
Diversispora eburnea is the source of this 1695-nucleotide messenger RNA. NCBI's taxonomy places the organism in Eukaryota, Fungi, Glomeromycota, Glomeromycetes, Diversisporales, Diversisporaceae. The record is from the annotation of a GenBank genome assembly.